CGUCUUCCUUCCUUCUUUCUUUCCUGUCUGGCGUUCUAUCUGAUGAGUCGAUGAGAUAAAAGUAAAGAUUAGUUUCCUCUGAGCUUCAUUAUCAUCUAAAAUCCCCUCUAUUAAAGAUUCUUUCCUAAACCUAAUUUUCAAGAUGUUUUUAGGGUUUUGAGCUUCGAGUUUUUGUAUUUUCUUCCAUAUUAUCCAAUUUGUGGGUUAUUUCAUAUUCUAAACCCUGGUUUCAGUAACCAUGGCCGUUCCCAAUAUCUCUGCAAUUUCACUCAAGUCUCGUCUUUCUUCUAGCUUAUUGCAACUUCCCGCGGUUCAUCGACCCUGCACUUGCAAAUCUAAUUCUUACAAUGUAUCAUCCGUCAAAGGAUCAGUUCCAGUGCUUCGUAGGUCAUUAUUGGGCCAGGUUUCGGCUGAAUUUGGGGGAUCAAUGCCCCGGUGCCAAGUUUCUCGCUCAAAUUCAUGGAAACCAUGCAGGGUAAAAGGUGAAGACCUUGAAGGAACUUUGAGCAGUGAAACUAUCUUGGAUGAGCAAGCCCUGGAGAAGGAACUGCAGACUGCCAUUGAACAAGAAAAUUACGCCAAAGCCGCAAAAAUCAGGGAUAGUCUCCGUUUUCUACAUGAAGACGGCAAGGCUUCUGUUCUAGCAGCAAAUGCGCGCUUCUACAACUCAUUCAGACAAGGAGAUCUGUCAGCGAUGCAAGCUUUAUGGGUGAAAGCUGAUCAUGUCUGUUGCGUGCACCCUGGCGUAUCUGGAAUAUCUGGUUAUGAUCUCGUUAUGGGUAGUUGGGAAUUUGUCUGGGCUGAGUAUGAAUUUCCGCUAGAGAUAGAGGUGAAAAACGUCCAAGUCCAUGUAAGAGGUGAUGUUGGAUACGUAACAUGUUUAGAAAUAGUUAAGACCAAAGGAAGCAGUUGGGGGAAACAAUUCGCAACAAAUGUCUUCGAGAAAAUUGAUGGUCAGUGGUUUAUGUGUAUUCAUCAUGCAUCAUAUAUAGAUUUGUGAAGUAAUAUGGAUCUUGAGUAAUAAUCAUAAGUGGUAAUUAUAUAAUUACCCUUACUCUUGACUGACCUUCACAACUACCCUUAAGGGUAUUCAAUAGCAACAGAAAAGAAGUUUAUUUGCAUGAAAUGAAUCGAGAUAAAUGGCAAGCUAUGUCUGUAGCAUGCUGUAUUGAAUCUACUUGUAUCUCUAUCUGUUAGGCUGUUUGUACUAAUGCUUGUAGACAACAAUUUAUGGUUUUAGCUGAUUUCUUUGUACAAUAAAAAGAUCUAGAUUCAACAAUUUUUAGAAAUGAAAUCAAGAUCGUUACAGAUGAUAAAUAUCUGAAA
This is a messenger RNA of Papaver somniferum (opium poppy), 1326 nucleotides long. RefSeq lists its product as uncharacterized. The transcript has 3 exons. Lineage: Eukaryota; Viridiplantae; Streptophyta; Magnoliopsida; Ranunculales; Papaveraceae. Gene Ontology annotation, molecular function: protein binding. Bases 239 to 1000 code for a protein of 253 amino acids. The record is from RefSeq and is a predicted model, not a curated record.